AUGAAGUUCACCAUUCUUUCCACCACACUGACUUUUGCCUUGGCUUCCGCGAAUCCUCACUUCCGACGAGGAAAUACAUCAGAAUGGGAGCCCGCUGGAGCAGAUGAUCUUCGAGGCCCUUGUCCCAUGAUGAACACACUGGCAAACCAUGGAUUUCUCCCUCAUGACGGUAGAAAUAUAACGAAGGAAAUCGCCGUUUACGCAUUGAACACUGCACUCAAUUUUAACACUUCGCUUGCCAGCAUUAUGUGGGAACAGGCUGUUAUUGCCAACCCGGAGUCCAAUGCCACAUUUUUCACACUUGACCAUCUCAACCGUCACAACGUCCUGGAACAUGACGCUAGUAUGAGUCGCACAGAUGCGUUCUUCGGAAACAACCACGUCUUCAACCAAACCAUAUUCAAAACGACGACGAGCCACUGGACCGGAGACGUCCUCGAUGCGAACAUGUUGGCCAACGGCAAGUUGUUCCGGCAGGUUGAGUCUAGAUCAUUUAACCCCAACUAUACGUUCACGGCGACGACGGAACAAUUCAGUAUCGGCGAGAUGGCUGCUCCGAUCAUUGUGUUUGGUGAUAUAGAAGCUGGCACCGUCGACCGAGACUUGGUGCUGUACUUCUUUGAGAAUGAGCGUCUUCCAACCGAGCUGGGAUGGACUAAGAAGGUGGAUACGAUAGAUUUGGAGGAUGCCGCGAAAGCGUCGGAGUUGAUUGCCAACGCCACUAAUCUCAUCACAUCUGCCAAUGCUGUAGCCCACACAUCUAGGCGCCGCGAUUUGCACGCCGGCUUUACAGCUUAA
Pseudomassariella vexata is the source of this 798-nucleotide messenger RNA. Its product is annotated as Chloroperoxidase. The record is from RefSeq and is a predicted model, not a curated record. Gene Ontology annotation, molecular function: peroxidase activity. The coding region runs from base 1 to 798 and encodes 265 amino acids. NCBI's taxonomy places the organism in Eukaryota, Fungi, Ascomycota, Sordariomycetes, Amphisphaeriales, Pseudomassariaceae. The transcript has 5 exons.